AUGUCUAAUGGACCCUUGGAUACAUGGAUCUUCCAAAGGUACCAGUCGCUCACUCUUGGGUGGAAAUCCAAAAGGAAGAUCAUCAUGGAUAUAGUCAAGAGACUAACCUAUCUCCAUGAGGAAUGUAGGCAAAAGAUAUUUCACUUGGAAAUCAAACCCCAAAACAUCCUCUUAGAUGAAGACUUCAAUGUGGAAAUUUUUGAUUUUGGAUUGUCAAAACUAAUUGAUAAGGACCAAAGCCAAGUUAUAACAAUGAUGAGAGCAACACCAGGCUAUUUGGCUCCAAAAUGGUUGACCUUAAUUAUCACCGAGAAAGUAGAUUUUCAUAGCUUUGGUGUCAUGGUUUUGGAAAUGUUGUGUGGACGCAAAAAUUUGGAUAGGUCUCAGCCUGAGGAAGAUAUGCAUCUGCUAGAUCUUUUUAAGAGGAAAGCAGAAGAGGAACAAUUUCUAAAUAUUGUUGAUAAAUACAAUAAUGACAUGUAA
Messenger RNA from Camellia sinensis, 483 nucleotides. Its product is annotated as G-type lectin S-receptor-like serine/threonine-protein kinase SD2-5. The record is from RefSeq and is a predicted model, not a curated record. Gene Ontology annotation, biological process: protein phosphorylation. Gene Ontology annotation, molecular function: ATP binding; protein kinase activity. Lineage: Eukaryota; Viridiplantae; Streptophyta; Magnoliopsida; Ericales; Theaceae.